AUGUCUCUCAUCAAUGAAUCCCACGAUUCCUUGCCCUACCUUGAUGUUGCGCCCUCAGCCUCUGCGCGACAGCAAGCCCAGCAACUCAUCAACUCCGAGCUUGCGCCCGAACACGCCACAACUCUCCAUCCCUCAAUUCCCGCCGCUCCUGAAACCAAUUUCUCCUCUCUAAUCCAACAAGAGCUCGCACGCAAGGAAGCCGGUGCUCCUUUUACUGGUGGCAUUGACCUAACUCGCUACGAAGCCCCGGAACCUCCAACCCGCGCCAACGACAAUGAAGCUCCCAACCUAGACGAAUGGCGCAAGACUCUGCAAAAGGCCUACGUAACCUCUCUCCUUGAGGAGAACGGCAGAAACGCCUGGCUGAUCGGCAACUCCCAGCUUGAAGAUAUCCUGCGUGGCAUUGAGAAGGAGCUGGCCGAUACCAAGGAGGCCUCUGAGGAGGUCAACAAGCAGCGCAAGAUCGCUCAGGAAGCUAGUCACGGCGAGAUGGUCAGUCUCGAGGAGACAUGGAAGCGCGGUGUGGGAGCCGUUCUGGAUGUCGAGUUGGCGUCCGAAGGACUGCGCCAGCAGAUUUUGGACUACAGACGCCAAGCUGCCCAGCAGCCACGAUAA
Molecule: messenger RNA, 615 nt
Organism: Penicillium maclennaniae
Lineage: Eukaryota; Fungi; Ascomycota; Eurotiomycetes; Eurotiales; Aspergillaceae
Product: pre-mRNA-splicing factor SPF27 family protein
Exons: 3
Coding region: 1-615 (204 amino acids)
Biological process (GO): mRNA processing
Cellular component (GO): catalytic step 2 spliceosome; Prp19 complex; precatalytic spliceosome
Source: RefSeq, a predicted model, not a curated record